AUGUCUGCUGCAACCGCCACACUGAGUGUUGUCUCGGCACACUCUGGACCAGCCACUAGCAAUGGCGCAGAUGUCAAGUCAUCGAAUGCGGAAAUGCAUGCUCAAGUGCUCCACCAGUUUGCACAAUUUGAGACUUCCCGUCGAAUGAUUGCCUGCCUUGUUAACGAGGGCAUGAUCGAUGCAUCCGUCGACCAAUCCGGCUACCUCAACCUCCACCAGCCAAAGCAGUCCAAAGACACCAAAGGCCUGGUACUGUCUGUCCCAGUUAUGAUCAGGCGGGAGCAGGAGGGCCAAGUUGAAGAUGUGGCGGAGACAGACCCUACUGUGCUCUUCAGACUGAUGUCUCCUUGGUUCACGAGCGAGAAUACAAGCCAAGAGGCGAUUGACACAAUCACUCGGCAACUAAAAAGCUCCGCUGAAAAUCAAGAGGAGUGGUUCCACCUUGCCAGGAAUCAAAACUUGCCAACCCUCGCCGACUCAGCCAUCGUGUGGGAGCAGAGCAUCCUCACCGGCCAUCCAACACACCCAAUGCACAGGAGCUGUUUCGCCCAGGAGCCCCUGGAACCCGUGUCACCCAAGGACGUCCACUCCCUCCGCAACCCCGAAAUCAAGUUCCUCGCAGUCCCAUCCUCAGAUCUACGCAUUACCGGGGCUUUCCAAUCCCGUCUUCGACCCCUUCUGCAGAAGCUGGGCAUCACCAACACGAUCCCUGGCACGGUCGUGGUGCCCUGUCUAAAGCGCCAGAUCCCUGCCAUUACGACCCGCUUCCCGAGGGUCGAGGUGCUGCCGUCCCCACCUGUCACCGCGCGCGCCCAGGCCGCUACGAGGACGGUUUCCUUGGCCCCAGAGCUUGAAUCCCCGUACCAGCUUAAGCUGGCCUUGGCCUGCUUCAUCACCUCGGCGCUCCGAACCGUCAGUCCUUGGACUGCAUGCGUGGGUCCCGAGGCGGGGGAGGUCUUGUCAGACCUCCUGCCCGAGAACCUGUGGGUUGCCCGCGAGGUCGCCAGCGUCACCGGUAGCGGCGCCGACUUCGACGAGGCGAAGCACAUCUCGUGCGUUCUCAGGGAGGACCUGGAGCCGCGGGCGAAUGCCCUGGGCGAGGCCCUCAUCCCUGCUGCCGCCCUCGCCGAGACCGACCUUGCGACGGGUAUCAGCAGUGCGGAGCGUGUCUUCGGCCUUGACACGAUCGAGAAGCGUAAGGAGUGGUUACGAAAAUACGUCUCGACCUUGUUGCGCCUCGUUAUCCCACCAGCCCUGGAGUCUGGCGUGGCGCUCGAGGCGCAUGGUCAGAACAUGAUGGUGCGGGUGAACAGGUCCACGAAAGAAGUUACUGGAUUUGUCGUGAGAGACUUUGGCGGCAUCAAGAUUCACAUGCCAACACUCCGUGAGAGAGGCUACACUCUCUACAGCGCCUUGCCUGACAGCUUUGUGACCACUGAUGUCCGGGAAGAGGCGUGGGACAUCCUGCACCACACCCUUUUCAACAACAACAUCAACCAUCUUAUCCAGUCCCUAGGUCUGCACCGCAAUGGUGGAUGGGCGAUUGUCCGCGAGGAGCUAAACGAGGUCAUCAAUGCAUCCACAGUCGGCCCUCGGAAUGAGCUGCUACAGUAUCUCUCCAAAGAUCAAGUACACCUGAAGUGCUUCUUGAAAAUGAAGCUUGAGGGGCUCUACAGAGAUUACCUGCAUGUCUACGUCCCCAACCUGCUUCAAACACAGUGA
Messenger RNA from Diaporthe batatas, 1722 nucleotides. RefSeq lists its product as uncharacterized. Lineage: Eukaryota; Fungi; Ascomycota; Sordariomycetes; Diaporthales; Diaporthaceae. The coding region runs from base 1 to 1722 and encodes 573 amino acids. Gene Ontology annotation, biological process: siderophore biosynthetic process. The transcript is spliced from 5 exons. The record is from RefSeq and is a predicted model, not a curated record.